This is a messenger RNA of Limulus polyphemus (Atlantic horseshoe crab), 1819 nucleotides long. Its product is annotated as calumenin-like. Gene Ontology annotation, molecular function: calcium ion binding. NCBI's taxonomy places the organism in Eukaryota, Metazoa, Arthropoda, Merostomata, Xiphosura, Limulidae. Gene Ontology annotation, cellular component: endoplasmic reticulum. The transcript has 8 exons. The coding region runs from base 739 to 1722 and encodes 327 amino acids. The record is from RefSeq and is a predicted model, not a curated record.
GUGGUAGCCAUUAUAAUUAUUACUUUUGAUAUUUUACUCAAAAAAUCUUUACUUUACUUUGUUGUUUAGCAUUCAUAGGUUCAAUAUGGGUCUCAUCUUUCAAAAUGUUAUUUCUUUAUUUUUAUUGGAAAAUAGUUUUGGUCAAAGAGCCACGUGUCCAAGUUAUAAUUGGUCAAGUUCUCAAAAUACACGUUGAGUUGAAUACCACUUAGAAGUUUUCAAUGUAGAGUAAGAUAAGGCAACUUGGUGUAUGUUCUGGGUUUAUGUUUCACUUUUUAAUUGAUACUAGAAAUUAUACACGGUAGUUUUAGUAAUAUAUAUAUAUAGAUAGGGAUCGUCACCCAAAAUCUAAAAACUUCAACAAAUAUCUAAACCUCUUGAAUUAUAUGUGAUCCUCUUGACUUGAAUUUUUACCUUUGUUUUAACUGACAAAAAGAAACGCCUCUUCUGAAGCAGUAACUAGCCUGUGACACUGUAUUGAAGACGUUGAAGCACCACAGAAUAUUUUGUGACUGGAACCAAUUAAUAAGUUGGAAAAAUAUUUCACAGUUCAUCUUUAAUUAAUUUACAGUAAGUGCAAGAUAAUGUGCUUGGCUUUCAUACUUUGGAUUCACACAUUUAAUAUGGAUGUAAACCAACUCAGUAGCAUGGCUGAAGAAAAGGAUCUUGGCAUAAUGGUAAAUAAAUCAUCCAAACCAUCGAGACAGUGGCCUAUUGCUAAUAGUAAAGUUGAAGAUAAUGGACUUCGUUUUAAACCGGAGUUUUGUGUUGAUUUGCAUUUUGCUGAUGACUAUUGGGUUGGCCAUUUCUGAGCCUGAUAUUGAAACAAAAAGAGUUGUAAACAAGCCUCUCAGUGAUGAGCAACACUAUGAAGAUGACACUGGACACAACGUGGAUUAUGAUCAUGAAGCUUUCCUAGGGCAAGAUGAAGCCAAAACCUUUGAAGAUCUUCCCCCAGAAGAGAGUAAGCGGCGACUUGGAGAAAUAGUUGAUAAAAUAGACAAAGAUAAUGAUGGGUUUGUCACUCAGAAAGAGCUCCAGGAUUGGAUUCAGCUCGUAAAGAAGCAUUAUAUUCUAGAUGAUAUUGAUCAACAGUGGAAAUCUCACAAUCCUGACAAAAAAGAGGUCCUGAGAUGGGAAGAUUACAGGAAAGUCACCUACGGGUUUACAGAUGAUCUAGAGAACAUGGAUGAAAGUGACUCGGAAGGUUUAUCUUACAAAGACAUGAUUGCAAGAGACAAGCGGCGUUGGAAAGCAGCAGAUAGUGAUGGCGAUGAUGCAUUGAAUGAAAAGGAAUUUGCAGAUUUCCUUCAUCCUGAAGAAGCCAAACACAUGCAGGACGUAAUGAUUCAAGAGACAUUGGAAGAUGUUGAUAAGGAUAAAGAUGGGAAAGUUUCACUUGAAGAGUACAUUGGUGAUAUAUAUGGUGGAACAGGAGUGAAUGAAGGCGAACCUGAUUGGGUAAAGGAUGAACGAGACCAGUUUAUGAAUUUUCGAGACAAAGAUAAAGAUGGUUUCAUGGAUAAAGAAGAAAUUAAAGAUUGGAUACUACCUCCAGACUAUGACCAUAGCGAAACCGAGGCUCGUCAUCUCAUUUUAGAAUCGGAUUCAAACAAGGACCAGAAGCUAACAAAAGAUGAGAUUCUGGAAAAAUAUGACCUCUUUGUUGGAAGCCAGGCCACUGAUUUUGGAGAAGCUUUAAUGAGACAUGACGAGCUUUAAUAUAAAAUCUCUUCUGAAACACGACUUCAAGACUUUCGUUAUCUUGUGUACAUUAUUAAACUGUACUUUUUGAACAAUGAAACUUUUAACAUUUGUG